Messenger RNA from Staurois parvus, 305 nucleotides. NCBI's taxonomy places the organism in Eukaryota, Metazoa, Chordata, Amphibia, Anura, Ranidae. The record is from the annotation of a GenBank genome assembly.
CAGCUUGUCACAUGGUACAAGGCUGUUGUGAAUAGCCCUGUACCAUGUGACCUCUGUGAUCAUUCACAGAUUUCACUAGCAGUAAGCAAUGAUGUCAGAAGUGGCAUCUUGUUUACUACUGUUCAUGUGACCACUGAUUGGCCAAUCAGUGAUCACAUGCAAUCACAGCAGGUCACAUGACAGUUGUAUACAAUGGAUGGCUUCAUUCAUGAUGCCAUCCAUUGUAUACUAGUGCCUAGCUGUGAAUGGUCACAGCUAAUCACAUGCACAUGUCAUGUGAUUAGCUGUGACCAAAUCACAGCUAA